Annulohypoxylon maeteangense is the source of this 1439-nucleotide messenger RNA. RefSeq lists its product as uncharacterized. The coding region runs from base 286 to 1230 and encodes 314 amino acids. Lineage: Eukaryota; Fungi; Ascomycota; Sordariomycetes; Xylariales; Hypoxylaceae. The record is from RefSeq and is a predicted model, not a curated record. The transcript has a single exon.
AAUUUUUUUACUAAUUUCAUAGUAUCGUGAAGGUUACGGAGCGCCGUGGAGCACCGCCGUGGAGUUCCGUGGAGUUCAAUCGCGCUAGUGAAUUUCAACUGAAUCGCGCCACGAGCACCUGAGAAAAAAUGACGAAAUAAUCUGUUCAUGGCCAUCUUGACAAAAUUUAACAAUAUAAAAGGACAGAAAACCUAACUUCUGAAGAGCUGUUAAGAUGCUUCGGAAUCAUACCUAUUCAACAACAUAUUACACAACUCUCACCUAAAACACUAUCAAACAUACAACAUGUCUAAGAUCCUUGCUGUCUUUGGCGCUACCGGCCACCAAGGUAGCUCGGUCAUCAAUUAUGUGCUGAACGACCCGGAGCUCUCUAAAGAGUUCAAACUCCGCGCCAUCACCCGCGAUGUCAACUCACCCAAAGUUAAGGAAUUGAAGGAGAAGGUCGAAGUUGUCCGGGGCGACGUCCUCGACCGCGCCUCCCUCGAGACGGCUCUAACCGGAGUACACACCGUCUUCUCAAUGACAGUACCGCCCCCAACCUCCGAUUCCUACGAAGCCGAAUACAACAUGGGCAAGGACAUCGCCGACAUCUCGGUCGAAAAGGGAGCCAAGUAUAUCAUCUUCAGCACACUCCCUCCCGCCAAGAAGCUCUCCGGCGGAAAGUACACCAAGAUCACGCCCUUCGACGCCAAGGCUGCCGUCGAGGAGUACAUCCGCGGCCUGCCCAUCCAAAGCUCCUUCCUAUCCGCCGGCACGUUCAUGGAGAAUUUCUUGGAGCAGACUUACAUGGGCCCGAAGCAGGACGCCGACGGCACUUGGGUGUUCGCCCGCCAAAUCUCGCCUAAGGCGCAGCUCCCUCUCAUCGACGCUGUCGGCGAUACCGGCAAGUUCGUCGGCGCGAUGCUCGCCGAGCCCGAGAAGUAUGAGGGCCGCACAGUUUCCGCCGCCACUCGCUUCUACUCGAUGGAGGAGAUCUACGCCGCUAUAGGGAAGUCUACGGGAAAGAAGGUCGCGUAUAAACAGGUAUCCGUCGAGGAGUUUAAGAAGGAAUUGGUUGGCGUGCCGACUAUGAUGGCGGAUUUCUUUAUCGAUGCGUUCAGAUGUCAGGAGGAGUUCGGGUACUUUGGCCCCAAUGGCGAGGCCGAGGUUAAGUGGGCGGCAGAGAAUGCGAGGGGGAAGUUGGCUACUUUUGAGGAUUUCCUUGAGAGACACCCUAUAACGCUUGGUUAGGGGAUUUGUGGAUAGGUUGGUUAUGGGGAUGGGUGUAAAUUAGGAGUAGUUCAAAGAGUUUAAGAGUCAUAUUUCACUUCGAAUUAGUAUCUUCAAGCAUGGGUUUUUUAUAUUGGCAUCAUUUAUAUUCAUCUCUCAUUACUUUAAUCUUUGCUCACUUACCUGAAAUACUACUUCUUUCACCAAUCCUUCCAUAUUGUCCUUUUACG